AAAGCUAUGUUUUCGCUGGAGAAAAUACGUUGGAGAUGUCAGAUAGGAUCAUUGACAGCCCUCGUAAAUCUCAGAAAGGUUAUUCCAAAGUUAGGCUUGUGAUGAAUGCCAAAUUACGUAACGUACCAGUUAUUGUAAAUCUAUCGGGAAAACGAAGUGGCUCUAAAUAUUCUUUCUUUUUCACGGGAGAAAUAUCCGCCUCAGAUAUCAAAGAACUUGAGAAUGAUGAGUAUGAUGUUCAAAUAGCUGUUGUAAAUAAUACACAAUUAGGUUCAGUGGUUUUUGGCACGGGCGGAGUUUACACCAUGGUUUUGAACGAAGAAAAGAGGAGUUUUGCCGUUACAACAAUCACGCCUGAAAACUAUGUCAGCGUGCUCUGGCUAAUUCCACAAUAUUUUUUAAUGGCCUGUAGCGAGAUUUUAUACGCAAUUACUGGUCUAGGAUUCGCAUUUUCUCAGUCUCCCAGGAGCAUGAAAACUAUGAUAAUGUCUGGUUUGCUAACAUCAGUCGCAUUCGGCAACGUAAUCGUCAUUGCCAUUUCUGGAGCACAAAUCUGCAAAGACGCGGUAUGGGAAAUUUUGAUUUACGCCGGAAUCAUGUUUCUCUGCAUGAUUGUCUUCUCUAUCCAAGCCAUGUGGUACCAAUACGCUGUCAUCCCGCCUGAGGACGAUUUUAUAAUGGAGACGAAUGGAGAAGACGGCUCGUCAGCAAAAAAGAAUAAGGAGGUCAACAUCAAUUGGCUCAAAGCUAAGAUCAUAUCAGCAACCAAGGGGAAAUAUUUUAAUUAAUUCCUUUAUUCAAUUGUAAUAAUCAGGGCUGUAAACUUUAGAUAGUAUUCUUGGGUGACUGUUGGACUGCUUUUAAGGGCAAAUCCAUCCUGAAAGUUUAAAAAUUAAUUAAUAAAUAUCAUCACAAAAACGAUCAAUUUUCAAGAAUUUUUAAUUGUACGAUUAAAAUUAUUUUUCGACGGGUUAGAAAAACAUUUCGCUUCAAAUUGAGUUAUUGGUGCUCAUUUGAUGGUCUCAUAUCGACUGGAAGCUCAGAAAAAUUCAAAGUUAAUAUAGUCAUCUAAAAUUUACAGCCCAUAUUUUGUUAUAAUUAAAACUGAUUUACAUCCAGGGAAAAAAGAACGUCGGGAAAUUGAAGAUUUUAAAAUUCAAUCUAUAUUUUGUGUUUCGCAUUUGGCCCUGAAAAAAAUAAUUUUUAACAACCUUAUAGCUGUUUAAUGA
Molecule: messenger RNA, 1229 nt
Organism: Cloeon dipterum
Lineage: Eukaryota; Metazoa; Arthropoda; Insecta; Ephemeroptera; Baetidae
Product: solute carrier family 15 member 2-like
Exons: 6
Coding region: 36-788 (250 amino acids)
Biological process (GO): dipeptide import across plasma membrane
Cellular component (GO): plasma membrane
Molecular function (GO): dipeptide transmembrane transporter activity
Source: RefSeq, a predicted model, not a curated record